Messenger RNA from Homalodisca vitripennis (glassy-winged sharpshooter), 756 nucleotides. Its product is annotated as chaetoglobosin A biosynthesis cluster protein C-like. Gene Ontology annotation, molecular function: DNA binding. The transcript has a single exon. The coding region runs from base 1 to 756 and encodes 251 amino acids. The record is from RefSeq and is a predicted model, not a curated record. Gene Ontology annotation, cellular component: nucleus. NCBI's taxonomy places the organism in Eukaryota, Metazoa, Arthropoda, Insecta, Hemiptera, Cicadellidae.
AUGCCAAAAGAGCGGUAUAAGCCUGAGGCUCUUCAAGCAGCAUUGAAUGAUGUAAAAAAUGGAUUGCUAUCGAAAAAAGCGGCUUCAAAGAAAUAUGGAAUUCCUCGUGCGACAAUCCAGUUCCGAUUAAGCUCAAAGUUUACUAGGGCUGAGCGAGGCCCCCCGCCAAUAUUAAGCAAAGAAGAGGAAGAUCUGCUUGAAAAAUGGAUAAUCGAUUGCAGUAAAAAAGGAUUUCCGAGAAGAAAAGAAGAUAUUCAGCUGAGUGUGCAGGAAUUUUUGACUCAGAACAAUAGACCAAACCCGUUUAAAGAAAGCCUACCUGGUAUUGGUUGGUAUCAGGCCUUCCUUCGUCGCCACCCUAAAAUUACACAACGUACCGCAGAAGCAGUCACGGCAGCUAGUACUUGUGUAAGUGAAAUGGACAUUAAGAAUUGGUUCAGCAAUAUUGAGAGUGUUCUCAGCGAAGAAAAUGUUUUGGACAUUUUAAAAAACCCGGACAGAAUAUUCAAUGGAGACGAAACAAAUUUUCAAAUGUGCCCGAAAAAUUCAAAGGUUUUAGCUCCACUUGGUUCCAAAAAUGUAUACGAAAUAGACAAAGGAAAGGCGAAGUCUGCGGUUACUGCUAUGUUUACAUUUUCAGCGUCUGGUAAAGUUGUUCCACCUAUGCUUAUCUAUCCCUACCAACGGUUGCCAUCUGCUAUUGUUAUUCUGUCCCAGACGAUUGGGGCAUCGGCCACAGUGAUAAUGGCUGGAUGA